UUCUCUUCUCGAUCGUCUUCAAGUCUUCGAAGGUCGGAUCGGGUUUCGGCAACGGACGCCCUGGAACCCGACCACCGAACCAUGACAAGCUCACGUCAGAAGCGGAAUUUCGCAGCUAUCUUAUGUCGGAGCCGAAGUGGAAAGUUAUCAGGUACAUACCUAUGGUCCAUGCAGCGUGUGAACAAAGGUUCAGGCCAUUGCUGCAUGGUCAUCGCACUGCAUCGGACUCUGACGCUCUGCACUUUGAGAAUGUCAGCGAUGACUCAAGAAGCAGCUGUGAUUCGUUCCAGUCGCGAAUUGCGAACAAAAACACCCUGGACCUGGAGGUGGAGGCUGGACGACGUCCCAAGUUCACAACUCUCCCAGGGCUGGACGAGCGAGCAAGGCGACGCGGGGCGGAGAAGCGCUUACACAGUACGUACUGUACCGCCUUACAGUACAGUGUACUCAGGGCCGGUGGUCGGCAUUUGACCCUGGAGAAGCCCGAUGCGUGUAUCGCUAAGUACCUCGAUGUACCAAGCUCCCCACUUCGGAGAGCGUUAUGGGACCAUCCUCCCACGAUCGAAACCUCUUCUCACGCCGCCUUUCACUUGCCUCUCAAGCUUCCCGACGUGCUUCUUCCAGCUCCACUUCGCCUCGCUGAUGCUUUGCCGUCGCUGCAUUGCUGCCGCGAGUCGUUGCUCGUCCUCCUUCCUAUGUUCUAUGACGCAUUUCUUUGCUUGCUUCCCAGUUUGUAACGCUCAGGUAAAUCGGGGCGGGAGCGGAUCAGAAGCUCAGGGAUCGACUAAUAAGCGAUCCGCCAAAGUGGAAAGCGGAGCGCCAGAUAGAAUCAUUCUUUGAUCAUCAGGACGCAAAAGUCGCCUGAAUAUCACCGCAGCAAUGGUGAUCGAGGGCGGGACCACCUACCCUUGUCCAGGAAUACGUCACAUGUCCACGUACAUAGACACCCAAGCCCGAGCACAUUUACCAGCAGUAGUAACUCCAUGGCUGUCCAUUUCUUAUUAGCAGAACAAUGACAAGGAUAAGAGCCAAUCCCAUGGCCCCUGGCCCCCCGGUUGUCUUGUCUGUGUAUUACACAACAGCA
Messenger RNA from Chaetomium strumarium, 1084 nucleotides. RefSeq lists its product as uncharacterized. The transcript is spliced from 2 exons. Lineage: Eukaryota; Fungi; Ascomycota; Sordariomycetes; Sordariales; Chaetomiaceae. Bases 123 to 737 code for a protein of 204 amino acids. The record is from RefSeq and is a predicted model, not a curated record.